Pteronotus mesoamericanus is the source of this 3285-nucleotide messenger RNA. It is a transcript of the gene AP2A2, whose product is annotated as adaptor related protein complex 2 subunit alpha 2. Gene Ontology annotation, cellular component: AP-2 adaptor complex; membrane coat. Gene Ontology annotation, molecular function: clathrin-cargo adaptor activity. Gene Ontology annotation, biological process: clathrin-dependent endocytosis; intracellular protein transport. The record is from RefSeq and is a predicted model, not a curated record. The transcript is spliced from 22 exons. The coding region runs from base 166 to 2976 and encodes 936 amino acids. Lineage: Eukaryota; Metazoa; Chordata; Mammalia; Chiroptera; Mormoopidae.
GCGUGCGUGCGCGCGCGCGCGGCGGCGCCCUGAGAGCGGCGCUGGGAGCCUGAGGUGGUUCGGGCUGAGGCGGCUCCUCGGGCGGCGGCGCUCCCCGCUUCCCGCUCCCCGCUCCCCGCUGCUCCUCCAGGCCUGUCAGCGCAGGCCGCUCCCCGGGGCCCGAAGAUGCCGGCCGUGUCCAAGGGGGACGGGAUGCGGGGCCUGGCGGUCUUCAUCUCCGACAUCCGCAACUGCAAAAGUAAAGAAGCAGAAAUAAAGAGAAUAAACAAAGAGCUGGCAAACAUUCGAUCAAAAUUCAAAGGUGACAAGGCACUCGAUGGCUACAGUAAAAAGAAGUACGUCUGCAAGUUGCUGUUCAUCUUUCUCCUGGGCCACGACAUUGACUUUGGGCACAUGGAAGCCGUGAACCUGCUGAGCUCCAACAGAUACACGGAGAAGCAGAUCGGAUAUCUUUUCAUCUCUGUGCUGGUGAACUCCAACAGCGAGCUGAUCCGCUUGAUCAACAAUGCCAUCAAGAACGACCUGGCCAGCCGGAACCCCACCUUCAUGGGCCUGGCCCUGCACUGUGUUGCCAACGUGGGGAGCCGCGAGAUGGCCGAGGCCUUCGCCGGGGAGAUCCCGAAAAUCCUUGUGGCUGGAGACACCAUGGACAGUGCGAAGCAGAGUGCCGCCCUGUGUCUGCUGCGCCUGUACCGGACGUCUCCCCACCUCGUUCCCACGGGCGACUGGGCGUCCCGAGUGGUGCACCUCCUCAAUGACCAGCACUUGGGGGUGGUGACUGCUGCCACGAGUCUCAUCACCACCUUAGCCCAGAAGAACCCAGAGGAGUUUAAAACCUCCGUUUCUCUGGCCGUCUCCAGAUUGAGCAGAAUUGUGACGUCGGCGUCCACAGACCUGCAGGACUACACUUACUAUUUUGUCCCGGCUCCCUGGCUAUCAGUCAAGCUUCUGAGGCUGCUGCAGUGCUACCCGCCCCCAGAAGACCCUGCUGUGCGAGGCCGCCUGACCGAGUGCCUGGAGACCAUCCUCAACAAGGCCCAGGAGCCGCCCAAGUCCAAGAAGGUGCAGCAUUCCAAUGCCAAGAACGCCGUGCUCUUUGAGGCCAUCAGCCUCAUCAUCCACCACGACAGCGAGCCAAACCUGCUUGUUCGCGCCUGCAACCAGCUGGGCCAGUUCCUGCAGCACCGGGAGACCAACCUGCGCUACCUGGCCCUGGAGAGCAUGUGCACGCUGGCCAGCUCCGAGUUCUCCCACGAGGCUGUGAAGACGCACAUCGAGACAGUCAUCAACGCCCUGAAGACGGAACGGGAUGUGAGUGUGCGGCAGCGGGCUGUGGACCUCCUCUACGCCAUGUGCGACCGUAGCAACGCCCAGCAGAUUGUGGCCGAGAUGCUGAGUUACUUGGAGACGGCUGACUACUCCAUUCGAGAGGAGAUUGUGCUGAAGGUCGCCAUCUUGGCAGAGAAGUAUGCCGUGGACUACACGUGGUACGUGGACACCAUUCUGAACCUGAUCCGGAUUGCUGGUGACUACGUGAGUGAGGAGGUGUGGUACCGUGUCAUUCAGAUUGUCAUCAACCGCGACGAUGUGCAGGGCUACGCCGCCAAGACGGUUUUUGAGGCUCUGCAGGCCCCAGCAUGCCACGAGAACUUGGUCAAAGUGGGCGGCUACAUCCUGGGCGAGUUUGGGAACCUGAUUGCUGGGGACCCACGGUCCAGCCCGCUGGUCCAGUUCAAUCUGCUGCACUCCAAGUUCCACCUGUGCAGCGUCCCCACCAGGGCCCUGCUGCUGUCCACCUACAUCAAGUUCGUGAACCUCUUUCCGGAAGUGAAGCCCACCAUCCAGGAUGUGCUGCGCAGCGACAGCCAGCUGAAGAACGCUGACGUGGAGCUGCAGCAGCGGGCUGUCGAGUACCUGCGGCUGAGCACGGUCGCCAGCACCGACAUCCUGGCCACUGUCCUGGAGGAGAUGCCCCCGUUCCCAGAGCGCGAGUCGUCCAUCCUGGCCAAGCUCAAGAAGAAGAAGGGCCCGGGCACAGUGACAGGCUUGGAGGAAGGCAAGCGCGAGCGGGGCGCCGACGUCAACGGGGGCCCUGAGCCGGCCCCAGCCAGCACCGCGUCCACGCCUUCUCCAUCGGCAGACCUCCUGGGACUAGGGGCCGCACCUCCAGUGCCUGCGGGCCCCCCGCCCUCCUCUGGCGGGCUGCUCGUGGAUGUGUUCUCAGAGUCGCCCUCCGCAGUUGCACCUCUCGCUCCCGGCUCCGAGGACAACUUUGCCAGGUUUGUCUGUAAAAACAACGGUGUGUUGUUUGAAAAUCAGCUGCUUCAAAUUGGACUUAAGUCUGAAUUUCGGCAAAAUUUAGGUCGCAUGUUUAUAUUUUAUGGGAAUAAAACCUCCACACAGUUCUUAAACUUCACUCCAACGCUAAUCUGCUCGGACGACCUUCAGGCCAACCUGAGCCUGCAGACCAAGCCUGUGGACCCGACGGUGGACGGGGGUGCACAGGUACAGCAGGUCGUCAACAUCGAGUGUGUGUCUGACUUUACCGAGGCUCCGGUCCUCAACAUCCAGUUCAGGUACGGGGGAACCUUUCAGAAUGUGUCCGUCAAGCUGCCCAUCACACUCAACAAGUUUUUCCAGCCCACAGAAAUGGCUUCUCAGGAUUUCUUUCAGCGCUGGAAGCAGCUGAGCAAUCCCCAGCAAGAAGUGCAGAACAUUUUCAAGGCGAAGCAUCCAAUGGACACAGAGAUCACCAAAGCCAAGAUUAUUGGGUUUGGUUCUGCACUCCUUGAAGAGGUCGACCCCAAUCCUGCCAAUUUUGUGGGAGCUGGUAUCAUCCACACCAGAACCACCCAGAUCGGUUGCUUGCUGCGUUUGGAGCCAAAUCUACAGGCCCAGAUGUACCGGCUCACGCUGCGGACGAGCAAGGAGACCGUCUCCCAGAGACUGUGCGCUUUGCUGUCGGAGCAGUUCUAGUUCCUGAGGACGGAGGUCAGGCGCGUGUGCCGCGUCUCCUUACCUCUGCCGUUGUCCGCAUUCCGUGCCGCACACAGGCACCCCCCGUGCGUGCUACAGGGCAAGGCUGCCGCCCGCCUCCUCCACCGCGUCCCUCUGGUGUGGGUGGGAGCGCGGGUGCGCAGUGUAAGAGGAAAGGCUAAGCCGGGAUCGCGGCCGGCUUGCCAGGUCGGGAGGGGGCGUGGAUCCUGGGAUCAGAUUUUAUAGAAAUCAAGACAGUUCUGUGGUUAAAUCUACAAAUUAAAGGGAAAUUAGAAGUUUGAAUGAAAA